Paramacrobiotus metropolitanus is the source of this 6593-nucleotide messenger RNA. RefSeq lists its product as uncharacterized. Gene Ontology annotation, molecular function: calcium ion binding; protein binding. Lineage: Eukaryota; Metazoa; Tardigrada; Eutardigrada; Parachela; Macrobiotidae. The transcript has 8 exons. Bases 342 to 6500 code for a protein of 2052 amino acids. The record is from RefSeq and is a predicted model, not a curated record.
CAUAAAAUAAUGUCAGCGGGAAAAAUAACACGCGUGGGCUUGGGCCAUUAGACAAACUAUUGGUUGUGCAUUAUACAGCGACGUACACACAUUCGGAGCUUGUAUACUGCCUACAUUUAUUUCACUUUGAAGAAAUUUAUAUACUGUGAAGUAGCAAUAUCUACCCUAGAUUUGUAUGAAGUCCGUCACAGUAUAAAAACAUGUUUGUUCCAAACCAAAAUAAUUGGGUUUUGCCAUCCCUGAGCGUAUUUACUUGUAUAACCGCAAUUUCUCGAUGCAUCCUGCUGUUGCACUGCUUCGCAAACGUACGGAAAUGGGAAUACACAAAGCUGUUAUGACGGAUGAAUGAUAAUUUCAGUGAUGUAUUUCAACUACUUAUCUCGCGCUUUUUCCCGUCCAUCGCUCUUUUAUGGAGUUUUGAGUUAGAUCAAGCCCUUACAAUGUUCAAUGUCUUGGACCGUCUUCGCACGCUCAGGAGCGAGGAACCUUUGAAAUAUCAACGCAUUUGCAGCAGGUUGCUAGAAAUCCAAGGAACUGGUCAAACGCGAGAUAUCAAUGACGAGGGAAGUAGCAGAGACCACAUCGAGCGAACUAUCGAGAUCAGGAAAGCCACAGACGAUUUCUUCUCUCGCUUGGCUACUAUCGAUCGUACAAAUGAGCAUUUCUGGAAAACAAUUGGAAAUCGCUGGUACGGUCAAGCCGAAGAGAGCGAUCUUCCGCAAUCCGAACAUUCCAUUAGCAGAAAAGGCAAAGCGAAACGACGCAGAGGUCAAGAGCAGCUAAUCAGAAGCAUUCUUCUAUCUACGCAUCCACCAGAAACCCUGCGACUUAUUCUCGAGCACAACCAUCCGCAGCGUGUCCUAAAGAAGCUGCUGCUGAACCGCAAUAAACGUUCCGUGUUAUAUGGCAUACGCAUGAAAUACGGACUGCCGCUACCCGCAUAUCUGAUUCCAAAGCAGGAAUUCCAGACUCGUGGAAAUAUACAAACGAGUGCCUCAGACGAGGACAGGGUGCGCAUACGAAAAAGGCAGAGGAAAAGUAGGCAGUCAUCUUCCAGCGAAGGGCGGCGGCGCUCGUCUGUCGUAGAAGAACUACUCACUAUCGCUCCUGAUCCACCUGCAUCGGUUUCAAUGCAGCAGUUAACCGAAGAAUUAUACUAUCCUAAUAAAGACCGGAAAAGGCGCAGAAGCAGCCGUGGAAGAAGACACUCUCGUGGCGGUAGAUAUUCUGCUGAAAGGAACGUCAGUGAUGAAAAUGAACCAUCGGAGAAUGAUGUUCUUAAUCCAUUUGGACUGAACGAUGAUUUUCUCCCCGAUGUAUCGGAAACGAUUAGUGAGGAUAACGGAAAAAAUCAACUCAGUAAAUCCAAAAGUGCCGCUGAUACACUAAAAGUGGAUUUUGAGAAUCAGGACAUGCCGGCACAAGGUCGCACGUCUUCGACCGCAGUGCUCGAGGAUACCAGCGGAGGCAUGGAUCAGUACCGAUUGCAGCGGCUGAAGAUAAUUUUUGAGGAAUCCGACACGGACGACGAACCAGGGUUGGACAUCAAUGAAUUCAAGCAGGCUAUGAAGAAGAUCAUUGGGGAGAGUGUGCCCGAAAGGGAAAUUGAACUAAUCUUCAUGAAAGUGGAUGCUAACUGUGAUGGAAAUGUGGAUUGGAAUGAGUUUUUAGAAUACACAUUGCGCGAAUUCCAGGAAAGGGACCUCAUGACACAGUUAACAAGAGACGCGUUCUUCGAAAAGCAUCCUACGGUCAUUCCGGGUUCUAGAAAUCAGCGGGAGAUAAGGGCCGUCGUUUACGCGUCACCACACGGCACUAGCAGAGCAGCCAGGGACUUGGGGAACGGGCGGUACUUUUCCAUGAAUCGGGAAGGUGAGGUCAUCUGCUGGUCCACUGAAUUCAAAAAAAUCGCAAGACACGAUUUAAUUCCGGACAUUCGAGGCCGCAAUGUGUAUAUACGAGCCAAUGAUAUGUGCGUUAUGCCGGAAAUCAAAACACUGGUGGUCAGUCUUACCACCGGCGACGUGGAAUUUUACGCAUACGAUGAUAACAAGCUUGAACUUUAUUUUCGCAUCAGCAGCCUGAAGAGUCCAGUGCUAUGUAUGCAUUACCAUUACCAGGAAAAUGACAGUCUGCUUCUGCUUGGUGAUCAAGCCGGCAUGGUCAGCGCUAUACGAUUUCGUAAUUUGUUUUAUGAUGGUCUAUGGGGAAGUCUGCAGCUACGGCACUCACACGAUCCAAGAGUUACCUGGGAUUUCCUAGUAAAGAAAGGCAAAGCGUACCAUAUUAAAGGGCAGUUUGGUAAAGACUGGAUUAGUCAAGUUCGAUUCUUUUCUGGAUUGAACGCGGUUGUCGCAUGCAGUGAAGAUCCGCAAUAUUCAAUGGCGGUCAUCCCGCUCGGCAAGCAGCGUGAGCCAACUUAUUUCAGUCAGAAAUACGGAUUUAGCUGCUUCGAUUACAGUGAUUUUCUGAAUGUAAUCGCCACCGGCUCGAAGAAUCGCUCGGUGCAAGUAUGGAAUCCGGAUAAUCCUCUGACUUCCACUAUGCAUUUUGACGGGCACGAAGCGGGUGUCGACAAAGUUGUUGUUUGCCGAGAUGCGGAUUUCCUCGUGGCAAUCAGCCUUGAUUCUAACCAAACCGUCAAAGUGUGGGAUUUUAAGGAUCAAUCCUGUCUACAAACAUUCAGCGCCAAAGAUCUCACCAUUCCUCAUUAUGUUGGGACAUUUCUGACAUAUAAUCCCAUGCUAGAACAUCUUGUAUACGGAUCGCGUGAUAUGCUGAUGCUGAAGCGAGUCGAUCUGCACAAGCAGGGUCCAGUAGACCGUUUCCAGAAGACUCACGACGAACCAAUAGUGGCGGCACUGUACAACGAUUUGUUUGAGUGUAUUGUGACGGCCUGUCAGGAAUCAACGAUUAUGGUGUGGAACUUUCUUACUGGCGAUAAAAUUAUACAGUUCCGCAAUGCACAUACCGUCGUACACAACGGCAACACCGUACAAGUGCCGAUUAAAAGCAUGUGCUUUGAUGCAAACCAACGCCGAUUGCUGAGCUGCGGAUCGGACGGAAUUAUUAAAAUCUGGAAUUUCAAUAACGGCGCAUGCUUAUCGUCAUUUGACCAUUUGUCGGGCGCCGACCUGAACGUCGUACGCUACCAAAAAAACCGUGAUCUGGUAAUGUCAACCGGGUGGAAUCAGUAUGUGUUCAUGGUGCGGGACACCCGAGGGGAGGAUGAGGUCGACGAGACUGUUUAUGAAUGGGAAAAAAUUCACCGAUCAGACAUCACGGUGAUGGAAAUAAUAUAUUCUUCGGACGAUGUUGAUUUGACAUUGAGUAAAACAGCUUCCGACGAAUAUCUAGAGCCGGAAAUUAGGCCAUCUAGUCAGGCGUCCUAUAUUCCGUCCAAAAUUAAAAGGAAAAGUUUCGAAGACCUGCAAUUUCUGGACAAAGAACCCGAGAUUUCUUCGGGGCAUUCAACGAACGGCAGCAACAGACAACUGCCGAAAGUGAGUAAGGAAGAAAUCUUUGCGGUGGCUAGCGUUCACGAUGAAGAGGAACAGACAGAACAAAAUAAGGAAACUGGCGCAUCUGAGAGUGGGGUGGAGGACAUUAGUGAAAGCGACGAUAGCGAAGCCAGCAGCGCCGCUGAACGACGAAAGCUGUCUGAUGAUGGCUCGUACGCAGUUACUGGCAGUUCAGAUGGAGAACUGAUUGUCUGGCAUCUCUUCAGCGGGCAACCCAUCUGCUGCCUGAAUACCGAUGGCAACCCAUUAGCCUUGUCAAGAAUGGCCAGAAAUACUCAUGCCGGUCUGCUGAUUAACGAUUUCCCAAAAGUGGAGCUCAAAGAUAGCGGCAGCUUAGAAACAUUUUUGAAUUUGCAAACAGCACAGCAUACUACACCACUGCGCAAAAAUCUUAUGGUGAGCCCAGACGAUGCCAUCAGUAUUCCUAAAACAGCAUUGCAGUCCAGGACUACAGUGACUGCUAUCCUGAUUUUGGAAAAGCGACCACUCAAUGAUGGGCACACAGCUUGUCUCAUCACUGCAUCCACCGAUGGAUUUAUAAGGGCGUGGUCGAUUCACCACACAAACGGAGGACUAAAAGCUCUGUUUUUUGCUGGUCAUCGUAUAGGCUCAUUCGUUCAAACAAUGACCACCGAUCCGGAAAACGAGCUUCUGUUCACCGGUGACACCAAUGGUUACGUGAAGGUUUGGCUGUUGUGUGAAUGGGCUCAAUCGGACAAGCAUUUAUUCCACCACCGGCAUGGUUUUGAUCCGCGGCAUUUCCCGUUCAUCAAGCGACACAAGUUCUUCUCGCCGGUUAUAGCAUUUCGAGCCAAUCAUAUCAUGCAGCAAACCGUAUCUACCCUGCCCUCAUCCCAACGUGGAUAUUAUCAGCAACCAUACUUACUGAACUCGUACCAAGCACAUCUUCUUCGCAUAACGCAAAUUCAGAUUGUGCCAGGAAAAUCUGUGAUUAUUACCGGCUCCGCGGACUGUUCAGUACGUUUGUGGCAUUUUUCUGGUUUGUAUCUGGGAACACUCGGCCAACCGCUUGAUUUCGGGCAUGAAGUUGGCAGAUCGUCACAGACACUGCCGGAGAUUACAUCGACAACCGAUCUCGACGACGAAAACUUUCUUAAUGAGGACGAAGACCCCGAUGAGAUCGUACUGAAACCGAAAGUUAUUGUCCCAGUGGAUCUUGCCGUACGUGGAAGCGCGGUCACUCUCAAUGUUCUUCACACUACUCAGCAUAAGCGUACCAUUGUCCCGGAGAGUGCACUGAGGGAGUUAAACGAAAGUGAACCGGCUUCUGGGCAUGACUUGCACCCUCGAGCGGACUACAUCGCGGCACUUGGCGAACUGCAAAUAAAAAAGCAACCGACUAAAGACGUCCCGUUAGAAGCGGUGACCUAUCCAAGCUUUCGGGAGAAUGAGAAAGGACAAGAAGACCUAGUCUUUUCUCAUGUACCUCUGAAGAACAUCGUGCAUGUUGGCGGGCUAAAAGAUGUUGUUCCGGAAAAGCUGUUCCAGUUUAAUUUGGGAAAUACGCAGGCUGCACUGUUAGAGAAAUUGCCACCUGAUCUCAAACAGCCGUUUCUCAGUCUAUACAAAGCUGGACAUCUCACUGGCAAUGCUCUAAAUGAUCUUGCGCAGCUGGUGAUUACACGGGAAAAUGGCCUUAGAGUACCCAGAGCCACUAACCAGCUACGCUUGCGGGUGGAGAAAAAGGUCCGACUACGCGAAGGCCGGCGCUCCCGCUCGACACAGAAUCAUGAAAAGACUCCUACAGGAAAGCAACGGCAACCGUCUGGUGCGAGACCGAAUACUACGUCUUCAGCUACUCCCCAUGAAAAACAUACCAAGGGAAGGGGUGACAGAUCAUCCAGUCAAGGCACCCCCGAAAAGAGCGAACAUGAUCGCGAAGUGCCGAUGCGAAAUUAUGGGAUUCAUGCCUCCGCACUAAAGGAAGGCAAAGUGCCUGCAAAGAAACUAUUGAAAGUUAAGAGUAAGUGGCAGAAAGUUGUGCCAUUGAUUCGCGCUGUCACACUGGUCAAGUCAACGGUCAGCAUUGAGUCCUCGGAAGAAUCGAUGGGACUAGUAACAGGAAGGCCUUCCGAGCUUAACCGUACAUUACUGACCAGAAUGCGCGAAUCAGAGCAAGAGUUCGUUGAGCCCCUGGCCAACGAGCAGCGGCGGAAUGCGAAAUUUGAAUAUUUAGAUAUAGUGGAGCACGGCGGCUCCGAUACUGAACAAGCACGACCAUAUCUUCCGACUAUAAGAAGAGAUGCCGAUUUCUACAAGGAACUCACGCAGGCAGAUGCCGCGCGAAUACUGGUUACCAUUGGUGGAAAAAAGAAAACAAUCAUCAAGAAAGUACGGAGCAACGCAUCUAUGGACCAGAUUCAGAGAGUUUACAAAAUGGUGGAUUUUGGUUCCGGAAGAAAGAGUGAUACGAAGCGAGGUGCGCUCGGGCUUAUGGUGCCGCCCGAACCGCGACGCUUGCCCAGUAUUAUCAAAGGUCAAAUCAAUAGUUCGGGAAAGCGAAGUCUUGCGGAGAUUGAUCUGUUGGCGCAUGAAGAAGAUGCUGGUGUUAAAAAUCAGAAUAUCUGGGGUGAUCAAGAGUCUUUACCCAUAUUCCAAACAAAGAUCAGCACACUGAGCGUACAUGGGAAACGAAAAUCCAUCCAGCAUGCAACCCGAACAGAGAUGUUGAAAGAAGCUGGCGAACGUCUGGGAUACUACAUAGAGAAGUCUCCGGGACUUAAAUCAAAGGUUCAUCGCACCACUGCAGCAAUUGUUUCAAGGUUAAAGCAGCGAGGCGGAGUGUUUCCCAAACAGCGACCAUUUACAAACCGGUAUCUGUACCGACAGCUUUCUGAUUCGGUGCUGCUGCCGCAUGAUCCGUAUCGAAAAGACGAUCACUCACCGCCAAGGACACUUGAGGACUACCUGCGUUAUGAACUGGAGCAAACUGUGGCUCAAAAUGCCAUAAAGAGUUAGCUUCAACCUAGCUCCUAAAAGAUUAAGUGAAGCCAGCAACGAAGAUUUUGGCGAAAGACCCUGAGAAGUACAACAUAGUUCAGCCAGACAGUU